Molecule: messenger RNA, 456 nt
Organism: Colletotrichum aenigma
Lineage: Eukaryota; Fungi; Ascomycota; Sordariomycetes; Glomerellales; Glomerellaceae
Exons: 1
Coding region: 1-456 (151 amino acids)
Source: RefSeq, a predicted model, not a curated record
AUGACCUGGGUUUUAGCUCUUCCACCUGAAGGUUGUCAGCAGCAGGAUGUGCCUCCUAUCGAGCACCGCGAUCCCGUCCUUUUCAGCUACCCGUUAUAUGUGGACACCGAGUGCUUUGAGUCUUUGCUGGCCUACGACAAGGCGGUCGAAGACGGUCAACAUGAGGAUGACGCGUCUGACCUUGUCUUCGUGAAGGCAGUCAACGCCGAGCAGCCGUGGACUAGAAACGAUAGCGAAGAUGAGGAAGAAGAUAUGGACGAAGAAGAAAAUAACGACCAGCACGGCGGUAACAACGAUGUGCAAAAGGAUAAUCAGCAUGACCCGGAAUACUACUGGAUGCUCGUAACAUGCACUUACCUGGGCGGUUACUGGGAGCAGAUGGGGCUUGGUUGCCAGUGGCACAGGCAGUUCUCGUCAUGCAGGUACCCACAAAAGCAACGCUGGGAGCCUUCGUAG